AUGGAUCCAGAAGCAAACGGAACCACCACCAAUCGCCAGCAGGUCUUUGGACAGGUCCUGACGGCAAUCCCCAUAGUCUCCGGCCCCGACGCCGGCACCUUGACCACCCUGCGCCUCGAGAAUCCGGCGGCUCUGGGCGCAAACCAGGAGGAGGCGGUAGCCGCCGUCAUCGAUGCCCAAGCACGCCUUGUCGAUGCCCAAGCACGCCAUCUCGAUGCCGAAGCGCGCAUUGUCGAUGCUCGCGCACAACUUGUCAACACGCAGGGCCAAAACGCCGGCGCCAUGGCCGAAGCAGUGGCUACCAAGGCUCAGGCAUGUGGACGGUUUGCCCUCUACUUAGGUGCGUCCGUCAGCGCGUCUGUGGUCGCCGUGGGCCUCGCUUUCCGGCUCUCCGGUGUCAAACACUGA
Phaeoacremonium minimum UCRPA7 is the source of this 408-nucleotide messenger RNA. RefSeq lists its product as hypothetical. NCBI's taxonomy places the organism in Eukaryota, Fungi, Ascomycota, Sordariomycetes, Togniniales, Togniniaceae. The transcript is spliced from 2 exons. The record is from RefSeq and is a predicted model, not a curated record. The coding region runs from base 1 to 408 and encodes 135 amino acids.